AUGGUCGACGCCAAUGGCGUUGUAGAAAGACGUCAGUCGUCCCGAAGCUAUCGUUUCCGUUCAUUGCAUGUCAGACCCUCCGUAAAACCGCCAGCGCCGCGCUCCCCUUUCCGAAGACUCUGCGUUAAGGCUCCUGAACGACAAUCUACACGCUCCAGCUUUUUUCUAUGCCACCAUGCCUCGUCCUUUCCAAAUCCAUCAUUCCACCACUUAUAUGGCUAUGACGAAACUAAGCAACACCCGACAGCCCGUCCCUUCCACCAAGCCGUGUUUAUGAGUAUCCUACACGGUGCUCUGUAA
Messenger RNA from Laccaria bicolor S238N-H82, 300 nucleotides. RefSeq lists its product as uncharacterized. The transcript is spliced from 2 exons. The coding region runs from base 1 to 300 and encodes 99 amino acids. The record is from RefSeq and is a predicted model, not a curated record. NCBI's taxonomy places the organism in Eukaryota, Fungi, Basidiomycota, Agaricomycetes, Agaricales, Hydnangiaceae.